Messenger RNA from Dipodomys ordii (Ord's kangaroo rat), 1032 nucleotides. RefSeq names its product olfactory receptor 13C4-like. Gene Ontology annotation, cellular component: membrane. The transcript is spliced from 2 exons. Gene Ontology annotation, molecular function: G protein-coupled receptor activity; olfactory receptor activity. The coding region runs from base 1 to 1032 and encodes 343 amino acids. The record is from RefSeq and is a predicted model, not a curated record. Lineage: Eukaryota; Metazoa; Chordata; Mammalia; Rodentia; Heteromyidae. Gene Ontology annotation, biological process: G protein-coupled receptor signaling pathway.
AUGGAUCAAAGUAAUCACACAUUUGUGUCAGAAUUUCUUCUUUUGGGUUUUUCUGGGUAUCCAAAGACUGAAAUCAUCUAUUUUGUUCUGGUCCUGGUGAUGUACCUCGUGAUUCUAAUUGGUAAUGGUGUUCUGAUCGUAGCAUGCAUCUUGGACUCCCGUCUUCACACUCCCAUGUACUUCUUUCUGGGAAACCUCUCUUUACUCAAUAUCUGCUAUACAACUUCCUCUGUUCCCUCAACACUGGUGAGCUUAAUCUCCAAGAAAAGAAACAUUUCCUUCUCUGGAUGCACAGUGCAGAUGUUCUUUGGAUUUGCAAUGGGAUCAACCGAAUGCUUGCUUCUGGGCAUGAUGGCUUUUGAUCGUUAUGUGGCCAUCUGCAAUCCUCUGAGAUACCCCAUCAUCAUGAGCAGAGAGGUGUAUGUAGUGAUGGCUUCUGUGUCAUGGCUCUGUGGUGGAACCAAUUCAGUUGUGCAAACGUCUCUUGCCAUGCGAUUGCCUUUCUGUGGGAAUAAUAUUAUCAAUCAUUUUACUUGUGAGGUCUUAGCUGUCCUCAAGCUAGCUUGUGCUGACAUAUUCCUCAAUGUUAUUACCAUGAUGAUAUCAAACAUGGCCUUUCUGGUUCUUCCACUGUUGGUCAUUUUUUUCUCCUAUAUGUUCAUUCUGUUCACUAUCUUGAGAAUGAACACAGCCACAGGGAGACGUAAGGCCUUUUCUACCUGCUCAGCUCAUCUGACUGUUGUGAUCAUAUUUUACGGUACUAUCUUCUCUAUGUAUGCAAAACCCAAGUCUCAAGACCCAACUGGGGAAGAAAAGUUUCAAACUGCAGAUAAGCUCAUUUCUUUAUUUUAUGGAGUUGUGACUCCCAUGUUGAAUCCUAUAAUCUAUAGCUUGAGGAAUAAUGAUGUCAAAGCUGCUAUAAAAUAUAUACUGAAACAAAAACUCUUCUUAAGAAAAAUAUUAGCAAUCAGAAUAUUUUAUCAUUCCUCUCUAUUUGUGGAAAGGAGUUUUAAUUACUUCACACUUUUGUGA